Messenger RNA from Gasterosteus aculeatus aculeatus (three-spined stickleback), 1250 nucleotides. It is a transcript of the gene mogat3a, whose product is annotated as monoacylglycerol O-acyltransferase 3a. NCBI's taxonomy places the organism in Eukaryota, Metazoa, Chordata, Actinopteri, Perciformes, Gasterosteidae. The record is from RefSeq and is a predicted model, not a curated record. Gene Ontology annotation, molecular function: diacylglycerol O-acyltransferase activity. Gene Ontology annotation, biological process: triglyceride biosynthetic process. Gene Ontology annotation, cellular component: endoplasmic reticulum membrane.
CCUCCCGCGGGGGAGGCCCGAUGCGCAUGCGCGCGAGCGGAGGGAGGAGGCGCGUGUUUGUAGUUUGAGUUUAGUUGAGAGUCCGACUGAGACAAGAUUGAUACAGUUUAUAUUCAACUAAAAGAGCAGUCUGCUUAUUGUCUGCCGUAAGACAGGCAGACAGACAGACAGACAGACAGACUUCCAGGCGGACACACGGGCAAGUCGCAUCGCUCCAAGCCGGCAAAAGAGCCUCACCGCCGGCAUGAAGGUGGAGUUCGCCCCGCUGAACAUCCCGCUGCGGAGGAGGCUGCAGACCGCCGCCACGCUGCAGUGGGUCUUCUCCUUCCUGGCUUUAGCGCAGUGCUGUCUUGCUGCCUUCGUGCUCUUGGCUCUCUCUGAUUGGUGGAUUGUGGCCCUGCUGUAUGCUGGUUGGCUGUGGCUGGACUGGGACACGCCCACCUGCGGGGGUCGGAGGUCACAGUGGGUCAGGAGUUGGAGCGUCUGGGACUUCUUUAAGGACUACUUCCCUUUGACGCUGGUUAAAACAGUCGAUCUGGAUCCAAAGAAAAACUACAUCUUCGGAUUCCAUCCACAUGGCUUGGUGUCAAGCUGUAAAUCCAGCCUGUCUCACCUCGCCAGCCGACCUGGCGGAGGUAACGUUGCUGUCAUCGCAGUGGGCGGAGCUCCAGAGGCUCUGGACGCUCGACCAGGAGCUCUAACACUUCAGGUUCUCAACAGGAAGGGAUUCAUCAAAAUGGCUCUCAAACAUGGAGCUCAGUUGGUUCCAGUCUUUUCUUUCGGAGAAAACGAGUUGUUUGAUCAGAUGGAGAAUCCUUCCGGCUCUCCUCUGAGGAAGCUGCAGAAUGGGUUGCAAAGCAUCAUGGGAGUAGCGAUGCCGCUGUUUCACGCCAGAGGAGUUUUCCAGUACAGCUUUGGACUGAUACCGUACAGGAAGCCCAUCCACACCGUCGUGGGGAAGCCGAUCGCGGUGGUCCAGACUCCGAGUCCCAGCAGCGAGGACAUAGAGAUGCUUCAUAGACUUUACAUGCAGAAUCUCACGGAGCUCUUCGAACAGCACAAACGCAACUAUGGUGUUAGUGACGAACAGCACCUGACCUUCAUAUGACCUUUAAACAAAGCACAUGACCUCCUCAUUACCUUAAUACAAACCUUAAUAUGACCUUUUAUAUAUUUCUGUCUAAUGAUGUGACAGAUGUUGUGCAGAUAUCUGGUGUGACAUUACAAUAAAGAUAUGAGAGAUAUUUAAA